Symbiodinium necroappetens is the source of this 1773-nucleotide messenger RNA. The record is from the annotation of a GenBank genome assembly. Lineage: Eukaryota; Dinophyceae; Suessiales; Symbiodiniaceae.
GUACCCCAGCCCCAAAGGGUGGGGGAUCUUGCCAUGUCGCUGCUUCUGACAGUGCCGUACCGCGACUUGAAGGCUAAGCAUCGCAACGCUGCUUGGAUGCUUUACGUCGAUGAUCGCUCCUGGGCGGCUCCUAAUGCCCGUCAGUGCGUUCAGAUCGGCUGCCAGUGGCGUGAGUGGUCCGACACCCUUGGUCUCAAGGAGAAUGAGUCCAAAGAUCAAUACCACCACUGCACUGUGCGUGGCCGUCGUCAGCUUCUUGCUGCUGGUGUUCCAGGCGAUCGAGUCACACCGUGGCCUAAAAUCCUUGGUGUUACCCUUGUCCCGGCCUCUCGGCGCAAAACGCUUGGUACGGAAAGUGAUCGUUUGCAAGCGGCGGCUUGGGUCUUGAAAAGGGUCCUUUGUCUGCCCGUCCCCUUUGCUAGGCGCGUCAGGUUCGCUGGCGUCUGUGGCGUCAGUAAGGCGGCCUUUGGUUGGAUGUGUCGCUUGCCUACUGUUGGCGAACUCCGUUCGUUUGACUGGAAGGUUGCGUUGGCUUGCAAGUCUGCGCGUCAGGCUGAUCCUUCGCUUCGCCGCAUCAUGCUUGGUCACCAUGCGUCCCUCGGGUUCCGCACUGCCUUUGAUCAAGUCAUGGCCUUGUGGCGCUGUGUGAAGAAUGGUGAUGCCCUGCCUACACGCAGUAGCGAUUGGGCGAAGGUCGUCUACAAGUCCAUGAGCCGCCUUGGUUGGUCGCCUUCUGAUGUCGGUUGGUGUUGGCGCAACGAUGCUGCGGAAGUUAGCCUUGAUGUCAACCAGUCGGGCUUUGUCCAAGUUGCUGACAGGUUUAUGCAUCUGCUGCGCGAGUCUUGGCGACGUGUUGUGUACAACGAACAGCAGUGCACUCAUGCCCGGAAAACGGCCCUGACCAGUCGUAACGCUUUCACGGUCCUCAGUGGAGCCGCUUUCUCCUGGGCCCGUCGGCUAGGCUUGGAUGGGGUGACCAGGUUGCUUUUGGUCACCUGGCAGCGACAAGGCUUAAGUGCCUGUGUUGCUCCGCCACUCCUGGCGCCACUUUUGGCACGACAACAGGGGGCUCAUGCCCCCUACCUCCUGCCGUACCUGUACUUUCAUGAGUAUGUGUCCGGCAUCGGCCGCCAGUGGCGUGAGUGGUCCGACACCCUUGGUCUCAAGGAGAAUGAGUCCAAAGAUCAAUACCACCACCGCACUGUGCGUGGCCGUCGUCAGCUUCUUGCUGCUGGCGUCCCAGGCGCGUCAGGUUCGCUGGCGUCUGUGGUGUCAGUAAGGCGGCCUUUGGUUGGAUGUGCUGAUCCUUCGCUUCGCCGCAUCAUGCUUGGUCACCAUGCGUCCCUCGGGUUCCGCACUGCCUUUGAUCAAGUCAUGGCCUUGUGGCGCUGUGUGAGGAAUGGUGAUGCCCUGCCUACACGCAGUAGCGAUUGGGCGAAGGUCGUCUACAAGUCCAUGAGCCGCCUUGGUUGGUCGCCUUCUGAUGUCGGUUGGUGUUGGCGCAACGAUGCUGCGGAAGUUAGCCUCGAUGUCAACCAGUCGGGCUUUGUCCAAGUUGCCGACAGGUUUAUGCAUCUGCUGCGCGAGUCUUGGCGACGUGUUGUGUACAACGAACAGCAAUGCGCUCAUGCCCGAAAAACGGCCCUGACCAGUCGUAACGCUUUCACGGUCCUCACUGGAGCCGCUUACUCCUGGGCCCGUCGGCGCCGUGCAGAUGAUGAUCGCACUUGCCCCUCUGCCUGGCGGCAGUGGGCUAACAACGACUACGGCUGA